Sclerotinia borealis F-4128 is the source of this 999-nucleotide messenger RNA. NCBI's taxonomy places the organism in Eukaryota, Fungi, Ascomycota, Leotiomycetes, Helotiales, Sclerotiniaceae. The record is from the annotation of a GenBank genome assembly.
AUGGCUCCACGAAACUUACUGGAGUUGUUAAGGUCUAGAACCGUUGUCGAUUGUGAUACUAUGGAGUUUCAGGUUGCGAAGUCUCUUGGUCCUUUCACAGAUUGUACCUCUAAUCAAGCAAUUGCAUUUUUCGAGCUUGGGAAACCAGAAAACAAAAGCCUUCUUGAUGAGGCAGUCGAGACGACGAAGAAGCUUCUGGGGGAGUAUACAAAUGUGACUUAUCAUGGGCUGGCAGUGGAAGUUGCGAUGAUUAAAUUACAACUUGCAAUCAGCAGCGUAGUCACGGGAUUUGUUCAUGUUCAAACAGAUCCAUAUCAUUCAUAUGAUACUAAGACAAUGGUAGAGGAUGCACGAAGAAUCAUCUCUAUAUUUAGCCAUCUCGAUCCAGACUUUGAUACUAAGCGAAUUUGUCUAAAAAUUCCAAGUACAUGGGAAGGACUUCAGGCAUGCAAGAUAUUAGAAGCUUCUGGUAUAACAACACUUGCAACUACGCUUUUUACUAUUGAGCAAGCGGCGUUAGCUGGAGAGGUAGGAUGUACAUAUGUGGCGCCUUAUGUCAAUGAACUGAAGGUUCAUUUUGAAGCUGGAUUCAUCGACACCAACAAAGCCCAUAAACUCUGCUUCCAAAUUCAGCAAUACUAUCGCAAACACAACCACAAAGCAAAAGUCCUACCAGCUAGUCUUACAAAUAUCGAUGAGAUUAUGAUGUUGGCGGGCGUAGACCAUAUCACGAUUGCACCUGCACUACUGCGUGAAUUAGCUGCCACAUCUAUCCAGGGAUAUGAGGUAAAAUCCCUAUUUGAUGGAGAUCUUGAAGUGGAAAAUGUGCCCCUGUUGAUGGAAUUUGCGAAUUAUGAGAGUGGCUGGAGGUUAGAUUUCACGAGGAGUGGGAAGGGAGAGGGAGAAAGAAAGUUGAGCCAGCGGCCUAUGGGAAUACACACUGGCGAGACCGGUGCCGUUGAGACCAGAAAUAAGAAACCGGCGUGGGGUGAUAAAUAA